AUGUUAGCCAACCACCUAGCUGGCUCUAGAAAAGAAGAGGACUGGGAAGGUGUACAUGGGAGCGAACUGAUCUUUGCCUUAGAUGAUGAGGAAGAAGUCGCUCCUGACUUAGCAGAAAACUUUUCUCUGUGUGAAGAGACCAGGGAACAGGAAGUCCACCAAGGAGGGGCCACUCUCCAGGCGCCAGCCCUUCUCCCGCCCUCGCCUGAAACAGGUCUCUUGCCUCCUCUCCCCCUCUCCACCACACCCAGGUUCCCACCUCAGAAGUCGUCUGGACUUGUCAGCCCUCAAGGCCCCAAGCCACUAAUCAACCUAGUGAAGUCCCUCUCAACGGAAAUUGAGGCGCGCGACAGCUCUUCUCUCAAGCCCCAGCCUUUGUUAAGCUUGGUCAAAUCCAUUUCCACUGAGAUUUCUCGCCUGGAGCCUGAGGUGACACAGUCAAAAUCUGACUCCAAGCUCAACGUCCACCGGUGGCGGCAAAUCACCCACCCAAAGAGCAAAAAUGGGGAUUCCAGGACGGCUCCCUCCUCUCCCAACAUUUCCCCUUCGGAGAGCAAGGGCAGCUUCUUCAAGGCUCAGGAAGCCAAGUUUGAGGACACCAAAAGACGGUUUUCAGAAGCCAUGCAGGAACCCCUUAGCAGGCUCAGCAAAAUCAUGGGGGAUGAGAAUAACAUUUCGCCAAAACACAAAGCACCCCUUUCUGGCAACCUCGCCCAUGAUUCCCCUUCCAGCCACAGCAAGGAGUCCACCAUCUUGGAGUCCAAGACCGAGUGCCCCAAUCAUGAAACGGACCCGCAUGGAGCCAUUUCAGGCCGGCCAUCUAGGAGGGCGCAAGCGGAAGAUUCUGUCCCCACGGAGCAGCAGUGGGGGCCCUGCUUGAACUGCCGGUAUGAAAUUUGCUCCUACGGGGACGUCAUCCAAGUGGUGGAGGUGGCUCAGGAGAAGAGUGGUGGCACACAGGAAGUGCGGACACUCCAGCCUCUGGAUGCCCUCCGUCCCGCCAAGCCUUGUAGCCGAGUGCCAUGUAAAGUGCUUGCCUGCAUCGCCAUCUUGGCCUACAACUACUUUGUACUGCCUUUGCCCCCGUACGUCUCAGGCCUCUGCCUUGGCUUGGCAUGUGGGUUCAUGUUGGGCUUACUGAUUAUUCUGCUACUGGUGCCAAAGCGGUCCCUGUCUCCACCGAAAAUGCAGACACCUCGGGACAAGUUGCCAUCAGAGCAGCAGCUGCGGGAACCCAACAUGCUCAAGCAGGGGUGGAUGAAUGAAAUGUAUUUCUACGAUCCGGAGCUUUACCACCCAUCUCUUACCCAUUCUGUGUUUGUGACCUUGGAGGACUCCAGCAUGAAGCUCUCCUACCCCAAGAACAACAUCCCCCGGCGGGCCACCUUUGAGGAAGAGGUCUUGGACGUGGCUUUUGUGAAUCACCGACAUUAUGACAUGAGCGGUGCAAAGGUCUUCCUGUUCCCACAUGGGCUGGCCCGGAAGAGGAUGUGGAACAAGAAAUACCCCAUCUGCAUUCUCUUCCCAGACCAAGUCGACCUGAGUAGCAAAGGGUCCAGUGAACAAGACGUGGACAUUCCAAGAGAAAAGAGUGCAAAGAAGAGUCAGGCACCAAGCCAGGAGAACCCUCUGAAGCACCUGCCUGAGUUGCAGGAAAGGACUCUUUACCUUUUUGGCAGAACAGGAAGAGAUAAAGAGGAAUGGUUUCAACACCUGGCGAUGGCCUCCCGGGCAGAAAGUGGCGAGCCACACAACAUGAAUCAAGGUUUAAACCAGCUCAGCCCACCUGCAAAGGGAACGAACAGCAAAGGCAGCAGCAGGGGCAGCACGGAAGACCUCCUUUCCGUGGUCAAACCCAAGGACCUUGUUGCCAACAUCCGAGAGAAGCUGCUCUUGGAUUACAACACGUACAUGUCCCAAAUAGUCCCUGUGGCGAAUGGCUCCAGCCCAUCCGAGAGUCCUUGCCCCAGUGCAGCAGGAAGCCCAACUCCAAAAAAGGUCCUUGGGGAUGCGAACGUCACCAGUGAAACUCACACGGCGUGGGUCAAUGCGGUGCUUCGGCGAAUGUUUUGGGAUUUCCUACGGGAAAAAUAUUGGGCAGACCUAGUUUCAAACAAGAUUCAGAAGAAAUUGGGCAGAAUCAAGUUGCCGUACUUCAUGAACGAGCUCACGCUCACUGAAUUGGACAUGGGAACUUGUAUCCCGCACGUACUCAGUGCUUCCAGCCCAACGGUUGAUAACCGAGGGCUUUGGGUGGACAUGGAAGUGACCUACAACGGAUCCUUGCAGAUGACCCUGGAGACAAAAAUGAACUUGUACAAAUUAGGCAAAGAAACCUUGGGAGAGGAGAACGGGAAGGCAGACCAUGGCACGGAAGGUGUGAAGCCCCACUUGGUCUUGCUGGCUGACAGCGACGCAGAGUCCUCCAGCGCCGGCUCCUCUGAUGAGGAAGACCUCCCUGCCAUGGAGCCUUCGGGGAUCUCAGGGGAAAGGAACCCCCUUCCUGGGGCUGAAGGCCACGUCAGCGGCAACAGCACCAGUCGGAAGAUCUUGCGCUUCGUGGACAAGAUUGCCAAGUCUAAAUAUUUCCAGAAGGCCACCGAGAAUGAGUUUAUCAAGAAGAAGAUCGAGGAAGUCUCCAACACACCCUUGCUGUUGACUGUGGAGGUCCAAGAACUGACGGGCACCUUGACUGUGAACAUCCCUCCGCCCCCGACAGAUCGGGUCUGGUACAGCUUCCGGACCCCUCCGCAGCUAGAUCUGAAGGUCCGCCCAAAGCUAGGAGAACGGGAGGUCACCUUCAUUCACGUCACCGAAUGGAUUGAGAAGAAGCUCCAGCACGAAUUCCAGAAAAUUCUAGUGAUGCCAAAUAUGGAUGACCUCAUCUUACCCCUCAUGCAUUCUGGCUUGGAAUCCCAACUCCCCCCAGAGGGACUCCGGAAGGAUUUCCCAGGAGAGGGCGUAAAGAAAUGUUGAGGACUGGUGACUUGGCCAGCUCAAGACACUCAAUGGAUUUCACCCAAAUCCUUUGCCAGCGAGGGACCCUG
Messenger RNA from Elgaria multicarinata webbii, 3047 nucleotides. RefSeq names its product testis-expressed protein 2-like. NCBI's taxonomy places the organism in Eukaryota, Metazoa, Chordata, Lepidosauria, Squamata, Anguidae. Gene Ontology annotation, molecular function: lipid binding. Bases 1 to 2976 code for a protein of 991 amino acids. The transcript is spliced from 12 exons. Gene Ontology annotation, cellular component: endoplasmic reticulum. The record is from RefSeq and is a predicted model, not a curated record.